Molecule: messenger RNA, 1974 nt
Organism: Schizophyllum commune H4-8
Lineage: Eukaryota; Fungi; Basidiomycota; Agaricomycetes; Agaricales; Schizophyllaceae
Product: carboxypeptidase S
Exons: 6
Coding region: 73-1866 (597 amino acids)
Cellular component (GO): fungal-type vacuole lumen
Molecular function (GO): metallocarboxypeptidase activity
Source: RefSeq, a predicted model, not a curated record
GCUAUUCCUACGACAACCUAAUUUUCCGCCGUCAAAGGUGGGGGUGCCCGUGGUGUCUCAUCCUCUGCGACCAUGGGGGGAGACAGUAAAGUCGACGGCAAGGAAGGCCCCCUUGAUGGCAGGCAGACUCAAAGUCCUUUCGAUGUCCGACCUGCGAAGAAGACGUCGAGGAGGAGUCGGUACCUCUUGGCCGCGAUCCUGAUUCCGCUCUACCUUGGGGCGACGUUCUACAAGUAUCAGGUUGGGCAUGCGAGGCAGGAGCAAGUCUCCGCGAUGCUGGAGGCGGCGCAAUGCCCGGUUCAGCCCAUUGGGUAUCGGUCGGUGAUGUCGCAGUGGCCCGUGGAAGGACUGUCCGCGGCGGACAAGGAGCUCUACGUUCAGAGGUUGUCGAAGGCCAUCCAGAUGGAGACCGUCUCGUACGACGACAUGUACCCCACGGAUCCUUUGCAAGCGCCCGAAGACGGUGGCGAUGAGCGCUGGCUGAAGCACGCGCGCUUCAAUGCCUGGGUGCGGUCCGAAUGGCCCCUUGUCUACGAACACCUCGAAGUCGAAUACGUCACAAAGUACUCGACCCUCCUCACCCUCCCCGGCACGAACCCCUCCCUACCGCCCGUCCUGCUCAUGUCGCACCAGGACACUGUGCCCGUGCAGACCGCGACCAUCGGCGAGUGGCACCACCCGCCCUUCGAGGGGCGCGUGACGGACCCGAAGGACGAUCCGCGCGGCAAGCGGUGGAUCUAUGGGAGGGGCGCGCUGGAUUGUAAGGGGCUGGUGACUUCGGAGUUGAAUGCGUUGGAGAGGAUUGUGAAGGAGCGGUUGGCGGCGGGGAUGGAUAUUAGGGGCGAGAGGACGGUUGUGAUGAGUAUUGGGUUUGAUGAGGAGAUUAUGGGGAUCAAGGGUGCUGGUAACAACUCUCGUGUUCUGCAGGAGCGCUACGGGCAGGACUCAUUCGCGUUCGUCAUCGACGAGGGGUCGACUGGUAUCGAGACGGAGUAUGGCCUUCGAGUUGCAAGCCUUGGCCUCUCCGAGAAGGGUUCCCUUGGGGCCAAGCUCCAAAUCGACGUUCCCGGCGGCCACGCUAGCAAGCCACCCCGCCAUACCGGACUGGGCAUCCUCUCCCUGCUCAUCGCCGAGCUCGAGGCGCACUCGAAUCCGCACACCCUGAAUGCCGAUUCCCUCUACCUCCGCUACCUCACCUGCCUCGCGCAGCACGCGCCCUCCAUGCCCUCCGGCCUCCGCUCCCGCGUCCUCGAUCCCACCGCCUGGCCCGCCCUCGCCGACGACCUCGCCCAGGACGACGAACUCCGCGCGCACCUCGCGACCACGAUGGCCGCGAACGUCGCGCGGGCGGGCGAGAAGAUCAACGCGCUCCCGGAGCACUCCGAGGCGAUCAUCGACUCGCGCGUCGGGUGGGACGACACGGUCGCCGCGGUGCAGGCGCGGUAUGCGGCGGUGAUUGGGCCGGUGGUGGAGAGGUUGAAUCUGACGCUGGAGGCAUUUGGGGAAACGGUGAAGGAGGGGGCGGAGGGGAGGGGGAAGGUGACGCUGGGGUUGAGCGUGCCGAGUGCGGGGAGGGAGCAUGCACCGAUUACGCCGAGUGAGGGGCCGAUUUGGGAGCUUAUUGCGGGGACGGUGCGCCAUGUUUGGGGCGAGGAUGUCAUUGUGGCGCCGAAGGGGAUGAUAGCUGGAACGGACACGAACUACAUGAAGCCACUCAGCAAAAACAUCUUUAGGUUCCGUGCAGUUCCUCUGGAUGAGGGCCAGAACGUGCAUACGGUCAACGAGAGAAUUACGGACGAUGCAUUGUUCGGCAUCACGCAGUAUGUAUACGAGCUUCUGGUCAACCUGGAGGGAUGGCGCGAGUAGAGGAGAGUUGAGGCAGUGAACCUGUAACCUGUAAAGGAGACGUGUACAAUGACUGAAGCGAUAUGUGGUCUCCAUGGUGUUCUUGAAUACGUUUUUAGAGCCUCGGUA